This is a messenger RNA of Symbiodinium natans, 2142 nucleotides long. The record is from the annotation of a GenBank genome assembly. Lineage: Eukaryota; Dinophyceae; Suessiales; Symbiodiniaceae.
AUGGACCAAGUCAUGGCGCCUUUGGAUAAGGAGAUGGCUCAGUACCUAGACUGCGCCGCGUCGCAGGUGACGCUGAAGUCAGGCACCACCCUGAAGGCAGACCUGGUUAUUUUGGCCAUGGGGGUCCGUCCAGUCACGAAGUUCGUCGGUGACGCUGGCAUCGAGCUCACCCAGCGGGGACACAUCAAGGUGGACGAGAAGAUGCAGACCAGCGACCCCCAUGUCUGGGCGGUGGGAGAUGCCGUGGAAGUUCGCAACUCCGCCCUCGGGGAUGCGCACACCUGGGCCGUUGCCUUGGGCGGCCCGGCCAACCGCCAAGGCCGCGUCUGUGCCGACCACUUGGCCAAGAUCCCCACUGCUGGGAGGUAUCGCGGAACCAUUGGCGCCUCGGUAGUGAAGGUCUUCGACCUCACGGCCGCGAACGUAGGGGUGAAUGAGAAGCAUCUCAGGAACCUGGACCUGCCAUACAAGGCUGUCUACCUUCAUCCGAACCAGCACGCUGGGUACUACCCCAAUGCCGAGCCCAUCCACUUGAAGCUUCUCUUUGAGGUCUCCUCCGGCAAGAUCUACGGGGCCCAGGCUGUCGGCAAGGAUGGCGUGGAGAAGCGGAUCGACGUGAUCAGCACAGCGAUGCACACCGGCAUGCCUGCCAAUGAACUCGCAGACUUGGAGCUGUGCUAUGCCCCGCCCUACGGCUCGGCACGUGACCCCGUCAACUUUGCGGGAAUGAUCGCCGGCAACAUCAUGGUGGGGCUCGCGGACACUUUGACACCGCUGCAGCUGAAUGCUCUGUCGACGCCUGCCGUCGUGGUGGACGUCCGCGAGAGCUCCGAGAUCUCCGAGGAUGGGCCCCUUCCCACUGGCGCGGCCAAGGUUCAGAUCGUUCAGGUUCCCCUUGGAGAGCUUCGGGAUGCCUUUCCCGGGCUCCUCAAGGACCUGGAGUCGAGGGAUGUGAUCUUCAGCUGCAAGACCGGGUCGCGGGCGCACGUCGCGGCCUGCAUGGCGAGGCAGCUGGGGCUUCCGCAGGCCAAGGUGCUCUCGGGCUCCCUCAUGACGGCGCAGAUCUGCCAGCGGUCGCAACGCAUCGACGCGGUUCCGAGAGUGCGGCCAGCGGAAGUGCGGCCAGCGGAAAAGUGUGAGCGUGAGCUCUGCGAGGCUCAGGAUAUCCUGUCAACGGUUGCUUGCGUGCUUCGCUCUGCUGUUGAGACCAUGAGUGAUGGCAUCAACAGCAAGCGAAGAAAGACAGGUGUGGCUGUGGAAAGUUGGCAUGGCGAGCUGAUCGCAGAUGGCGAAGUCCUGACUCGCGAUCACUCGAUCACGGGGGAGAUUGGCAGAGUCCUGCGUGACUACCCCGCGGGCACGCAGUCGCUACGUGAGCUGGUGCAGAAUGCGGAUGAUGCCGGAGCCACCGUCGUGAAGUUCCUCCUCGCGCGGCCGCAAAGCAUCCCCAACAAUGGCUGCGGGCACCCAUCGUAUCUGCACCAGGGUUUUGAUGACUAUUCGGGUUGGGCUUUGUACGCCUUCAACGACGCCCAGUUUUCUGAGUCGGACUUCAAGGCGAUUCGGAACAUCGGGAAGUCAUCGAAGCAGAGCGAUGCCUCCAAGACCGGCAAGUCUGACUGGAAGCUUCUGAUAAUGGAUCCGCAUCAGCGCAUGCUCCUGGGUAAGGAUGGCGAGCGGGCCUUUGCACGGCGCUGGAAUUUUGUGGCGGAUGCCAGCGUGCGCGGGUAUCAGGGCCAUGUGGCUUGGUUCGGCGGUUCGGAGCACAGGUGCUGCUUUUCCGCGGAGUUCCACGGCACCAUGUUCCGUUUCCCCUUGCGGACAGCAGAGCAUGCCCGCUACUCGGACCUCUCCAAGCUGGUAUGGUCUCCCGAGCGGAUGCAGGAGGUGCUUCAGCAAUUCCAGCUGGAGUGUGAGCCGAUGCUGCUCUUCCUGAAGUCUGUGAGCCGAGUGGAGUAUUGGCGCGAGAACGAGAAUGGUCAGCUGCAGCUCGCUUUCUGUGCGGGCCUGCAGCAGACGCCCUUUCUGGCCCUUCUAAGGGAUUUAUGUACCUCUGAGGGUCGUAGUUUGUCCAAGUCACGUUUUGGUGCCGUGGGAGUUUCUGCCGAGCAGGCGGCCACACAUUGGGCUGCAGUUCAGUAG